Molecule: messenger RNA, 714 nt
Organism: Lycium barbarum (goji berry)
Lineage: Eukaryota; Viridiplantae; Streptophyta; Magnoliopsida; Solanales; Solanaceae
Product: large ribosomal subunit protein uL11x
Exons: 1
Coding region: 71-571 (166 amino acids)
Biological process (GO): translation
Cellular component (GO): cytosolic large ribosomal subunit; ribosome
Molecular function (GO): large ribosomal subunit rRNA binding; structural constituent of ribosome
Source: RefSeq, a predicted model, not a curated record
CACUCGCCACUUCCUCAACAAACCACACCAAAACCUUAACCCUAAUUCCUUACUCUCUCUCUCUUUCAAGAUGCCGCCAAAGUUCGAUCCAUCCCAAGUUGUCGAAGUUUUCGUCCGCGUCACCGGUGGUGAAGUGGGAGCGGCAUCUUCACUCGCACCCAAAAUCGGUCCACUCGGUCUUUCCCCUAAAAAAAUCGGUGAAGACAUCGCUAAAGAAACCUCAAAAGACUGGAAGGGUCUACGUGUCACCGUUAAACUAACUGUGCAAAACCGUCAAGCUAAGGUUUCCGUUGUUCCUUCAGCAGCAGCACUUGUUAUCAAGGCUUUGAAGGAACCUGAACGUGACAGGAAGAAAACAAAGAACAUUAAGCAUAAUGGGAACAUCUCACUUGAUGAUGUUAUUGAGAUUGCUAAGGUUAUGGCACCAAGAUCUAUGGCUAAGGAGUUGAGUGGAACUGUUAAGGAGAUUUUGGGGACUUGUGUGUCUGUUGGUUGCACUGUUGAUGGAAAAGAUCCUAAGGAUUUGCAGGAUGAGAUAUCUAAUGGUGAUGUCGAGAUUCCCGAGAACUGAUGAUUCGGUUUGAGGUGGUUAUGUUCUGAUUUUGCUCUUAUAGUUUAUGUAUGUUUUAUUUAUGUUGUUUGUUUUGAGGAUUUUACCGAGGAUAAUUUUGAUAUGAUUAUGGAGUACCAUUGGAUUAUUUUCUUCGGGAAAAA